AAGGAGCUGUGACGUUAUAAUCAGCAGUCAUGUAACAUUUAUUAAACCCCUCUCUGACCCCCGCAUGUCUUUGUCUGUAAAUCUCACCUGCUUCUUCGCAACACGCCAUAACUUCGUAUCUCAUCUCAUCACUCAUCAUGCAGAAAGCCCUCGUGAUCACUGCGCCCGGUAGUCGCGACGUAGUGGAACGUCCUAUCCCUACUGUGCCCGACGACUGCCUUCUUGUUAAAACAGCCAGUGUUGCUCUGAACCCUACCGACUGGAAAAGCGCCGACCGGAAACCUCCAGGACAAAUCAUUGGAAAUGAUUAUUCCGGUGUCGUCGAAGAGGUCGGCAAGGGCGUCAAGAAAGCCUUCCGCAAGGGCGACCGUGUUUGCGGUUGGGUCCAAGGAUGCAAUUCCAACAACCCGGAGAGUGGCGCCUUUGCCGAAUACUGUAUCCCGAAAGCUGAUCUUCAGAUCGCCAUCCCCGACCGGCUCAGCUUUGAAGAAGCUUCAACCCUCGGCUUGGGGACAAUCACGGUGGGCCAGGGCUUGUAUCAGAGUCUGAAGCUCGCACCACCAGACGCCCCACUAGCACAGCCUGAGCUGAUUCUCAUCUACGGUGGCUCCACGGCUACCGGUACCCUGGCCAUUCAGUAUGCCAAAUUGUCUGGGUACACUGUGUUAACGACAUGUUCCGCCCAGAACUUUGAUCUUGUAAAGAGCCUGGGUGCAGAUGCAGUGUUCGACUAUAAAGAUGCGAAUGCAGUCCAAGCCAUCAAGGAUUACGCACAGGACAAUCUGAAGCUGGUAUUCGACACUGUUGCUGUUGAGUCUAGCGCUAAAUUCUGUGGCGAAGUGAUCUCUAGCAAGGGCGGCGAUUAUUCUGCCUUGCUGAAGGUGAACGUUCCCCGUGAUGACGUCCGCAGUCUUUUCACCAUAGGAUACACUGCUUUUGGCGAGGAUUUUGAUUUUGGUGGUAGCAUCAUUCCGGCCAAGCCGGAGGAUCGAGAGUUUGCGGGACAAUUCAUGAGCAAGGCAGCUACUUUCCUUGCAAAAGGAAAGGUCAAGCCUCACCCUGUCAAGCUGGGGCCACGGGGGCUUCAGGGAGUACUGGAGGGUCUGCAGGAUAUGAAGGAUGGCAGGGUCAGUGGACAGAAGUUGGUGUACAACGUGGCCGACACACCAUGAAUCCAUGAGUCCGGGUGUUACUGAGAAGACUGUGGUCAAAUGUGGAGAGAAUCUUGUACCUGAACCGCAGAGGAGCUUUUUAACAGCAUUUUGUGAGAUUAUGCGUCCAGCAUGACCGUUUUGACAAUGGAGCAUAAUGAAAUGACAUUGAUUCUUGA
Aspergillus vadensis CBS 113365 is the source of this 1330-nucleotide messenger RNA. Its product is annotated as zinc-binding alcohol dehydrogenase family protein. Gene Ontology annotation, molecular function: oxidoreductase activity, acting on NAD(P)H. The record is from RefSeq and is a predicted model, not a curated record. Bases 138 to 1172 code for a protein of 344 amino acids. NCBI's taxonomy places the organism in Eukaryota, Fungi, Ascomycota, Eurotiomycetes, Eurotiales, Aspergillaceae. The transcript has a single exon.